Symbiodinium necroappetens is the source of this 582-nucleotide messenger RNA. The record is from the annotation of a GenBank genome assembly. Lineage: Eukaryota; Dinophyceae; Suessiales; Symbiodiniaceae.
AUGCAACCGAAUGCACUGAAGGCCUCAACGGGAGAAAACGAGCUCGAAGAUGCGAAAACCUGGGAGGAGCACACCAGCGAAAUUAAGGUUCCACACAUGCCCUACAACAAACUGGCCUCACACCGUGCAGUGGUGUGCAUGCCCUACGACACGAGCAUCUUCCUCUUCAACGAGUUCUACUCAGCCAACAUGCCAGUGUUCGUCCCUAGAGACCUGUGGCGAUGGCUCAUAGGCCCAGUCACUGCACCCAUGAUGGAGCAUCGACACUGGACGGCCGACCAGGCCCAGGUCCCUGAGGGUUUGGGGGUGCCCCGGAGCUCCCCGUUCUACGCUUCCGUGCACCAGCCAAUGGGUGUAGAGCAAGCGCUGGAAUGGUCGGCGUACAGCGACUGGGCGAUGAUGCCACACGUGCUUUACUUCGAGGGGGUACCAGAGUUGUUUCUGAAACUCAUGGAUGCCAAGUCCUUGAACCAGGCGUCGGUCAGCAUGAAGGUCUUCAACGACGAGGAGCUGGUCAUUGCUGUGGAGAACUGGAGGAAGGUCGUCCAAAGGCUGAUCUACGCUGUGAGCGCCAACAACUAA